Drosophila novamexicana is the source of this 1817-nucleotide messenger RNA. Its product is annotated as 1-acylglycerol-3-phosphate O-acyltransferase Pnpla3-like. Gene Ontology annotation, cellular component: membrane; cytoplasm; lipid droplet. The record is from RefSeq and is a predicted model, not a curated record. NCBI's taxonomy places the organism in Eukaryota, Metazoa, Arthropoda, Insecta, Diptera, Drosophilidae. Gene Ontology annotation, molecular function: triacylglycerol lipase activity. The transcript is spliced from 4 exons. Gene Ontology annotation, biological process: lipid homeostasis; triglyceride catabolic process. Bases 168 to 1817 code for a protein of 549 amino acids.
GUUCCCAAACAAAGAAUCAGAACAAUUUACGUUGCAAAAAACAGCACACAAAAAGUAACAAAGAUCAAAAUACAAGUGUGCGCAUUAAGACAUUCAACCGAAGUACGCUUAAUUUAUUGUUAGUAACGGUACUUGACAAAGCGCACAAUAAUAAAAGGAAGUGAACUAUGAACUUGUCCUUCGCUGGCUGCGGCUUUCUGGGCAUUUAUCAUGUCGGUGUGGCCGUGUGCUUUAAAAACUAUGAGCCACAUUUAUUGCUGGAGAAAAUUGGAGGGGCAUCGGCUGGCUCUCUAGCCGCGUGCUGUUUGCUUUGCGAUUUGCCAUUGGGCAGCAUGACAUCCGACUUUUUCCGGGUAGUUAACGAAGCUCGCCGCCAUUCGCUGGGUCCCUUCAGUCCAUCGUUCAACAUCCAGACCUGCCUGCUCGAGGGCCUACAGAAGCAUUUGCCCGAGGACGCACAUAAGCGUGUCAAUGGACGCCUACACAUCUCACUGACGAGCGUCUAUGACGGCCAGAACGUCAUCAUCUCGGAGUUCGAGUCGCGUGAGGAGGUGCUUCAAGCGCUGCUUUGCGCCUGCUUCAUUCCUGGCUUCUCUGGCAUUUUGCCGCCACGUUUUCGCGGUGUACGCUACAUGGACGGCGCCUUCUCGAACAAUUUACCCAUCUUGGAUGAGAACACUAUCACAGUGAGCCCGUUUUGCGGAGAGAGCGAUAUUUGUCCGCGUGACCAAAGCUCACAGCUGUUCCACUUCAACUGGGCCAACACAAGCAUAGAAAUCUCACGGCAAAACGUCAAUCGAUUUGUGCGUAUUCUCUUCCCUCCACGGCCGGAGUUCCUCUCAAAGUUUUGCCAGCAGGGCUUCGAUGAUGCCCUCCAGUUUCUGCACCGAAACAAUCUAAUCAAUUGCCGACGCUGUGUGGCUGUUCAGUCAACCUUUGUUGUCUCCGAAACAGUAGCCCAGCCACCCGAAUUUGAUCCAGAGUGUCGUGAAUGUAAAAAGCAUAGAAAGGACGCUUUGAGCUCAAAUAUGCCUCAGACAGUGCUGGACGUAAUACAGGACUACAUUGAGCAGGCCAACAAGGGCCUGGCCAACUGGAUCUUCAGGCAUCGUGGCAUUAAGCUGCUCUCGCUGCCAGCUACAGUGCCCAUGGACUUUUUGCUGGCGACAGUCUAUAAAAUAACCAGUCUGACCCCGAAGCUAACCAAGCAGAUGCGACAACUCGUAUCGCAGCUAAAUAAUUCCAUUCAAAUGCAUCUCUUUAGUAAGUUUCCGCUGUAUGACCAGCCACACUUCGACACCACAGGACUGCUGCACUCCAGUCGCUUGUAUGGACCGCGUGUCUCGAUACUGGUUGAUGAAUGCGGUGCUACACCACUUAAUGCGGAUGUUGAUAACUUUGAACAUGUUCUCAAGAUGAGCACGCAUAAUGACGCCUUAUAUGCCUACUACUACACUGAUAAUAGCACCAACCAUGUCAAAGUGACCGAAAUAUUUGAUUUUGAUGAAAUGACGGAGCACGGCCAGCUGGUUACAGAUUUACAGCUAUACGAAGGCUCCGUCGAGGAUCAUCCCAAUCCCCGCCAGCAGCAUUCCCAUAAUGCGGUUGUUAGCGAAUGGAACGGCGUCGAAUCGGACUUUUUCAUAGACUCUCAAACGCCACAUUCGACAGAAUUAGCGCUUGCGAGAGAGCAUGAUUCGCCAUACUUCAACACCUUCAAUCUCGAACACAACUCGGCAGACUUGAAUGAUCCUCCGACCAAUCAACCUAGCACGUCCAUAAAUAACAACGAUUUGUGUAUUAUAGAAAUUGAAUGA